Bicyclus anynana (squinting bush brown) is the source of this 3067-nucleotide messenger RNA. RefSeq names its product protein-glucosylgalactosylhydroxylysine glucosidase. Gene Ontology annotation, molecular function: catalytic activity. Lineage: Eukaryota; Metazoa; Arthropoda; Insecta; Lepidoptera; Nymphalidae. The transcript has 14 exons. Gene Ontology annotation, biological process: carbohydrate metabolic process. The record is from RefSeq and is a predicted model, not a curated record. Bases 411 to 2720 code for a protein of 769 amino acids.
GACAUUACUAUUAAAUUGAUUAACGAAAGAUAAUAUAGGAGUAAUACCUUUUUGGUGACCAAUAACUUUUUAUUAAACAAAAAAAACUCCUUACUUUUCUAUAUGUAUGCAGCCAGUAACAAGAACUUGUAGGUAGGAAUAAAAAAAGCUAAGUUAUUAUAUAACUAUUAAAGCAUUAAUUUUAUGCAACACCUUUAUAAGAAAAGGUGUAAAAGAGAAAAGUUUUAUAAAUGUAUGAAAAAUUUUAAAUAAUCGCAAAGAAAAGAAGUAUUUGUUUCCAACUGCCUUGUUAAAAUUGAGGCUUGAAUGGAAAUCCCCAUUAAAAGAGCACAGUGAUAGUCCAGAAACAAAGGAGAGUAGGAGGAUUUAACAAGUUAUUUGAAACUAAACAGGUUUUAUUAUCUGCGUGGAUGUGGAACUUUUUGGCGCGAAAUAAACAAGUGGCCGCCAUGUUGGGGUUGCUCGCUGCGGCCGCUGUGGUGGUGAUCUUUUUAGCCACUAGAGGGCGGAGCCAUGUGGUCGUCGAACAGUUUCUGGUGGAAACUGAAGAUGUCAGCGAAGAUCCGUACAUAUUUUCUGCUCACAGCCUUCCAUCAGACGAUCGAUUCAUGCCUUCAAUAGGCAACGGGCAUUUGGCUACCAAUGUCUUCAGUGACACAGUCUACAUGAAUGGUCUAUACAACGGACGUAAAGGCGAGAGCAGACGGGCCAGAAUACCAGCCUGGGCCAACAUACGUCUCAACUCAACCCUCACCAACCAUCCGUACAGUCCAGUAUACAGUUUGGAUACUAAACACGGUGUGUUCCAAGUGACAGUUGACAGAGAUAGAUCGAUUGUCACGCAGAGAAUCUACGCUCAUAGAUAUUACACGAGGUCAAUUGUGAACCAGAUCAAAGUUGAACCAAAGAGCCAUACAGAUCCAAACUUCGUUCAUCAUCAAAUCUGGAUAGCCAUCAAACAAAUGCCGGGACCUGACAGCAAGGACAUCGACUUCGAGGCCCCAACUCCUGAGGUUAUUGACGAAAUGUUGGUAUGGAAAGCGUGUGGGAAGACGAAGGAGGUGGAAGACCCAGCAUAUCAGGGGUUGCCGGAAAAAGUAUGCGCAUACUGGUCAUCUGUCCCCGAUCAUCUCGUGGUACCACACAUUAGGAGUCGAGUGAUCACAUUUCUCAUGACUGCGGAUAAAAACGAGACUGUGGCGAGACAAGAGUUUAUUAAAAUAUUGCAGGAAGACGGCGAUGAGUUGUUCGAGAAGCACGUAGAACAGUGGGGGAAACUCUACCGGCAGGGUGGGUUGGAGAUUGAAGGGAACUUGCAGUUGGCUAAAAUAGUCAAUGGAAUCUGGUACUAUUUCCUCAGCGCACUGCCAUCUGAGGAAUCUCAUUUCCCUCUUGACCGAUACUAUGGUUUAAGUCCGACUGGGUUGGCUAGAGGCGGUACCUUUGAUGAUUAUGAAGGUCACAACUUCUGGGACACAGAGAUGUGGAUGUUCCCUCCAAUACUACUUAUAUAUCCGCAGUACGCGCGUAAACUGCUGCAGUAUCGGCUCGACAAUGCGUAUGUGGCUGCAGAGUUGGCCAGAAUUACUGGGAACAAAGGAUAUAGGUUUCCUUGGGAAAGUGCAUACACUGGCAGUGAGGUGACUCAGCCAUGUUGUCCUGAAGUGGCUGAAUUUGAGCAACACAUCAGCGCCUGCAUCGCGUUUGCGGCCAGACAAUAUCUGUCUGUGACUAGAGACGAAGAUUGGCUGAAGCAUGGCGGAUGUUCCAUAGUAACAAAUAUCGCAGACUUCUGGGCUUCCCGCGCUGUUAUCAAAUUCUCCACCGGUCUCUAUGAUAUUGCGAACGUGAUGGGUCCCGAUGAAGACCACAGCAACGUGACCAAUUCUGUGUUCACCAACGUGGUCGCUGGGUAUUCCCUUUAUUUGGCGCAAUACGUAGCUUGUCUGUGCAAAUCCUACUACAUGGCGAAGAAUCCCGACCACUGGGCAGACAUCGCCUGGAGUCUCGCACUACCUUACGAUAAGACGUUGGACUAUCAUCCACAAUUCGAAGGGUACAAGCGAGGGGAAGCCAUAAAACAGGCAGAUGCUGUGCUAUUGGGUUUCCCAUUACAGUAUCCAAUGAAUAUUUCAACACGUAUAAACGACCUCACAUACUAUGAGUCAGUGACCCGAGGAAACGGCCCCGCCAUGACCUGGAGCAUGCACACCAUCGGCCAGCUGCAAAUACAAGACAACCUACGAGCUGCUACGCUCUUCAACAGAAGCUACGAGGGAUAUGUGCGUGAGCCUUUCAAGGUCUGGUCAGAACAGCGUCGUCCAAAAGUAGGCGCCGUGAACUUCCACACUGGCAUGGGUGGAUUCCUGCAAACUCUCAUGUUUGGAUACGGUGGUAUCCGAAUACAUUUAGACCGGCUUGAGAUAACGCAGCCACAGUUGCCGCCAGAAGCCACCAAGUUCAGGAUUAAAGACAUAAAAUACUUGGGCGCAAAGCUGACGCUAGACAUUCGUAUUUCACAAACUACCCUCACCGUCGCGUCUGUGGACGACAACUGGCCUCUUAUGAUGAACAAUGGAAAGUACAAUGUCACAUUGGUGCCUGGGAUGAUUGUGACGCUGAAAGGCACCGGACCAUUCACGAUACGUACCAUACCGUGGAAGCACUGCAAGUUGCCUCUGGACACCAUCGGAAAUAAUUAUCUUAGACCUAUAGACUAAUUUGCCGUACUAUAGUUUGAUUGUAAGUUUAUCGCACAUUGCUUUAAGAUCCGCAAUAUGGAAAACCGCAAAACGCAGUUAAAGUUCUUUCUGCCAGUCAAAUAUUAUUAUGUUUAUUAUAUGUAUACCGACUCACUUUAUCUAAACCUAAAAUUGAGAAGAGGUAAAUAUCUGUAUUGUGAAAAUGAAGUCUUUUCUAAACUUUUACUAUUUUCUUGUUUAAAUUUAUUGUAAAUAAACAGGUAGGUAGAUAUAUUCUUAUUCUAAGGAUGUAUUUGAUUUUAGUUAGCGAAAUAAUGUUUUGCGUGUGAAUAAUGAGUUUUUUUUAAUUACUAGUGGAAAAAUAA